Molecule: messenger RNA, 701 nt
Organism: Brassica oleracea var. oleracea
Lineage: Eukaryota; Viridiplantae; Streptophyta; Magnoliopsida; Brassicales; Brassicaceae
Product: cyclin-dependent protein kinase inhibitor SMR3-like
Exons: 1
Coding region: 74-517 (147 amino acids)
Biological process (GO): regulation of DNA endoreduplication
Source: RefSeq, a predicted model, not a curated record
CCCCAAAAAAUCAAAUAAAAUAAAGUUUUUUCUGUAUCCCGCCACUUGGGAGACAGAUCACUAGUUAGUUGAAAUGGUGGCUUUCAAGUUUCGGAUCCAACGCACGUUAUCUUUCCUUUCUCUCUCUCUCCUUAAUCUCUCUCUCCCUUCUCUCUCUUCUAUCUCUUUCUCUAAAAUUCUCCUAAUGGCAGAGAUCAGCUGCGUCAAGGAGAUUCAAGAAGAAGACGUAGAUAAGAACCGGUUACUGACUCGACCAGAAUUGGAUGUUACAGAUCACAAAGAGCAAACGGUCAACGAAGAGGAUGGAUGCAAAACUCCAACAUCAUCCCCUCACAAGAUUCCAGCGGCGUUAUGCCCACCAGCUCCAAGGAAACCGAAACCAAACCGAUCUUCCGGGAUGAAAAGAAAAUUAACGUCGGUUCAUGUUGUUAACCGUAUACCCAUUGAUCUGAGCCCUGAGAUCGAGAUGUUCUUUGAGGAGUUAGACCGCAGGAUCAAGAAGUCACGGAAACAAUAAUAAGACGACCAAGAUUACUGGUCCUUUCUAAUGUAUGACUGUGUAGUGGUAAUUGAUCCUUUAAAUCUUUCCUUCAUUUUCUAUUUUUUUUAUCAUUUCUGUAUAAUAUAAGUGACAUGCUGAUAACAAUAAAACUAUGAUGAUAAAGCCGCAAUCUCAUUAUAUCAUAGUUUUUCGGCAGUAA